UACGACGAGAAACAAAGCAAAAUUAAGAAACAUUAUCUCAUCACAGAAAGGAUACUAGAUCUCCAACUAUUUUUUUCGUUGCAGUAACCAUGAAUCGCUCUUCAAUUGUAAACUUCCCACGCCAAUUUCUCCGUCAAUACCCCUCAAUACAGCCGGCGGUUACCAGUCGUAUUGCCAAACCUUGUGAUGUGUUCAUUAACCAUCGAGGGAUCGACACAAAGCGCACGGUUGUUACUUUGCUUUAUGAUCACCUUUUCCGGUUAAACCUACACCCCUUCCUGGACAACAAGAAUAUGAAGCCAGGAGACAAGUUGUUCGAUAAUAUCAACAGUGCAAUAAGGAAAUGUAAGGUUGGGGUGACUGUGUUUUCUCCUCGGUAUUGCGAGUCAUAUUUUUGCCUUCAUGAACUAGCUCUUAUUAUGGAGUCAAAGAAGAAGGUUAUUCCUAUCUUUUGUGACAUCAAGCCCUCGCAACUUCGAGUUGUGAACGAUGGGAAAUGUCCCAUGGAGGAUAUCCGGAGGUUUCGCUGGGCACUUGAAGAGGCUAAGUAUACUGUAGGGCUCACGUUCGACUCCUUGAAAGGGAACUGGUCGGAGGUUGUAACAAGUGCGUCGGAUAUUGUCAUUGAAACCUUGGUUGAGCUCGAGAGUGAGAAGCAAAUGCAGCGCCAUAAAAGCACUCCAAUAUUCCGUGCCUAGCACAUGUCUCAUUCGUUGAAGAAUAAAGUUUCAAUGCCACCGAGAGAUCGUCCUUCAUCAAAAUUUUCCUGCCUAUUUAUCAUUCAAUUUGUGUUAAUAAAUUGUAAAAUCAAUUUUUUCAUUUAUAAAAAAUAAAUGUUAAACAAAUUUCUUUAUUUUUUUAGUCAAU
Messenger RNA from Populus trichocarpa (black cottonwood), 867 nucleotides. RefSeq names its product TIR-only protein. The coding region runs from base 90 to 698 and encodes 202 amino acids. Gene Ontology annotation, biological process: signal transduction. NCBI's taxonomy places the organism in Eukaryota, Viridiplantae, Streptophyta, Magnoliopsida, Malpighiales, Salicaceae. The record is from RefSeq and is a predicted model, not a curated record. The transcript is spliced from 2 exons.